Messenger RNA from Neocloeon triangulifer, 1184 nucleotides. RefSeq lists its product as uncharacterized. The transcript is spliced from 6 exons. Lineage: Eukaryota; Metazoa; Arthropoda; Insecta; Ephemeroptera; Baetidae. Gene Ontology annotation, molecular function: chitin binding. The coding region runs from base 1 to 687 and encodes 228 amino acids. The record is from RefSeq and is a predicted model, not a curated record. Gene Ontology annotation, cellular component: extracellular region.
AUGGCCGUGGAGGAGGUGGUGGCGGCGGCGGUGGCGGUGGAGGAGGCGGAGGUGGUGGCGGAGGAGGAGGCGGUGGUGGUGGUGGUGGUGGCGGCGGCGGCGGCGGUGGUUUUACUUUAUCUCUUCAUUGCAGAACAAACAACCCAAGGGCCUGCUACUACUACGACGCAAGGAUCAGGAACUACAACGACCACUACGCCGCCAACCACGACUGUGACACCUACGAGUCCUACAACCACUCAAAGUACUACCCCUACUACUCCUAAUACUGGCACUACUACAACUGGAACCACAACUACUACUGGAACUUCGGGAACUACAACAACUACUGCAACAACAACCACUACUUCAACAACUACAACUACUAGUACGACAACCACAACCAAGCCAACAACAACUAGGCCUUCUGGAGGAGGUACUACUGUGAAUCCUACUAGUCCUCCAAGGACGGAACUGCCUGGUCACAUUGGUGAUCUACAGUGUCUUCUUGCGUCAGCAUUGUGUCCUGAAGUGAACUAUGAUCCAUCUGGCGCUUCCAUGUAUUUGCCUGCGUCGGUGUGCGAAGGCUUCUGUCAGUGUGACUGGCAAUCCAGGGCACACUUUUUCGAGUGCCCACCCGGACUGCACUUCAACCCUGACCAGAAGGUGUGCGAUUCGCCUCUUACCGCCGGUUGCCGUGUCUUAUGAUUAAACAUUGUAUGCCACAUUGCACUGACUGGCACAAUAGCAUUGCACGCAACACACAUAUUUAUCUAAAUUUUAAUUCUGUUAAUACCUAACCCACUGUAUUUUGGGGCUCAAGAAAAUAAACUACUGAAAUAACUUCAAAAUUUUAUUUUGCAUUGACGGGCAAAGUCUUGAAAUUUUUACAUCUCCGUGUCCGGGCGUUUGGCAACCCAGGCUUUGAUAGAUGGGAUUCCCAGAACUUUCUGUUCCAAGGCUUUCAGAGCUGGAUAGUCCUUAAGUAGGUCGUAACCGGCCAUGUAGUUCACGUAAUCUUGAACUCCCGCCAGCACAAUGUCAGCCCAAGUGAGCUUUGUUUGAUACGAGUUUAAAUUAUAUGAAUUAUAUUGUUACAUAUUGAUUAAGAUUAAUUUAUUAUUAUAUUUCAUGGCAUGUAAGAAUUUAAUGCACAAAAAAGACGAAGCUUGGUUAAAUUUUUUAAAUUUAUAAUGAUACAUCUU